ACGUGAAGUGAAGAAAAAGAAGUACCUUGUUUAUAAACACGUAUAGCGGAUUGUUAAUCGGUGUAUAGUAAUAAUUAAUUUGUCAUAACUUAUCCGUCAUGAUUGUGACAUGCAUAGCACCAGUGAAUAUUGCGGUAAUUAAAUAUUGGGGGAAGAGGGAUGAAGAGCUUAUACUACCUUUGAAUGAUUCCAUCAGUGCAACACUCAACACUGAUCAGAUGCACGCUAAGACCACGAUCAUGGCCAGCCCCAGUUUCAAAGAGGACAGAAUGUGGUUGAAUGGCAGAGAAGUGCCAAUGGACUCCCCAAGAAUUCAAAACUGUUUAAAAGAAAUGGUGGCCCGAGCAGAGCGGGCGGGCGCCGUGCGGUACAGCAGCCUCGCCGCCUGCCGCCUGCGCGUCUGCUCGGAGAACAACUUCCCCACGGCCGCCGGACUGGCCUCGUCCGCCGCCGGCUACGCUUGCCUAGUGUUCACGCUGGCCAAGUUGUUCGGGCUGGAAGGCGACAUCUCGGGCAUCGCACGCCUGGGAUCAGGUAGUGCGUGCCGCAGCGUGCUAGGAGGGUUCGUGCGCUGGCACAAGGGCUCUGCUGCUGACGGCUGUGACUCCGUGGCCUCUCAGGUAGUGCCGGCUUCUCAUUGGCCGGAGCUCAGGAUCCUCAUACUUGUGGUGAAUGAUGCACAGAAGGCGACAGGCAGCUCAGUAGGUAUGAAGACAACUGUAGAGACCAGUGAAUUGCUGAAGCUCCGCGUCGCUGAGUGUGUGCCGGCUCGAGUGGACAGCAUCACAGAGGCCAUACGAGAAAAGGACUUUAGAAAGUUUGGGGAACUGACUAUGAAAGACAGUAAUCAGUUACACGCCGUAUGUCUCGACUCGUUCCCUCCACUGUUCUACAUGAACUCUGUGUCCCAUGCCAUAGUGAACUUUGUUCACUUGUACAAUGCUACAGAUCUACAGGUUGCGUACACGUUUGAUGCUGGGCCGAAUGCUUGCCUGUUUGUGCUGGAGGAAAACUUGCCUCGUUUGGUGGCAACCAUCAAUCAUGUAUUUCCACCUGGAAACAACUCUACCAAGUAUUUCCAAGGCAUACCUGUAGCUGUUCCUCACAUCAAUGAGGACGUCUUGAAGCUGGGCAUGGAGCCUAAGGAGGCAGGCUCGCUGAAGUACAUCAUCAGCACUCGGCUGGGCGCGGGGCCACACGAGGUCCCGGACCACCUCCUGACAACGGCAGGGGAGCCCAGGAGUGCCACUACGUAGACCACCUCGGGUCCAGACCACUGCAUUGUUUUUGUUUGCACCAAAUGGAAGGAAAUGAUCUGUGACUGCAACUGAAGCAUUUUGCCAUAAAUAAAGAUUACUGGGGAAAAAAAAACGAAAAGAAAAAAAAAACACAUUCCUACCUUGAUUUGUUGGUUAUGGACAGUGUUAAACAUAUUUUGCUCGUUUCAAAGUCAUUUGACAGUAUGUACCUGUAUGUCAGAAUAUUUACUAAUCGUUUUGUACUUUUUGUAUAUACACUUAAUGUGAGAGGAAUAAAUCUUGCUAUUACUGUUAAUUUGUUAUUGUUUCACAAUGUACUUAAUUAUUAUUAAUCACCAAAAUUGGAGGUUGUUUUCCACUUAGCCUUAAGAUUUUAUACAAAAAAUAUUUAAUUAAAAAAUAUAUUUUUUAACUUUUGACAGUUUUUUCAAUUAACCAGAGCUGAAAUUCAUUGCAUUAUGCAUUGUAAUAUUAAAUAAUAAAAUUUAAUUAUAAACACCAAA
Bacillus rossius redtenbacheri is the source of this 1762-nucleotide messenger RNA. It is a transcript of the gene Mvd, whose product is annotated as diphosphomevalonate decarboxylase. Gene Ontology annotation, molecular function: diphosphomevalonate decarboxylase activity; ATP binding. Bases 99 to 1256 code for a protein of 385 amino acids. The record is from RefSeq and is a predicted model, not a curated record. Gene Ontology annotation, cellular component: cytosol. The transcript is spliced from 10 exons. NCBI's taxonomy places the organism in Eukaryota, Metazoa, Arthropoda, Insecta, Phasmatodea, Bacillidae. Gene Ontology annotation, biological process: isoprenoid biosynthetic process; isopentenyl diphosphate biosynthetic process, mevalonate pathway.